GGUGGUACACUGAUACUAGGUGCGAGUGCGAGUUCUCAGUGCUAGUGCUACUUAGUCAACGAAAAAAAGUUGUGAACAAAACGUAGCGACGUCGACGACGAUGAAGACGACGACAAACCGUACGGGAUAGGAUAUCGAGACUAAAGAUAGGAGAUUUUGUUAUAUUACCUUAUUCGAAGUGAAGCUGAUGACGACAAAAAGGGAAUUUCCAAGAGAGCCUGACCGUGACUGGGCCGUGUGACCUUGGAUUUUUGCAUUGUCUAUUGUUUUGUCUUUUACGCUCUGUAAUAGUUUCCCUUGCAUUAUUGUGCGGAUGUGGUACUGCUACAAUGCUGUUGUCGUUAUUGUUGCAAGUAUACUAUGUUUCAAUAAUGCAUUAUUGUAGUAGCUGGUAUGCACUGGCUACUAGUUUUUCAAAGAAAUUAACGUGCUAAUUUGAAGAUUCAAGUAUUAAGUGCACUACAAUUAUUGUCAUUAUUGUUAUUAUUAUUAUUAUUAUUAUUAUUACUAUUACACAGCAUUUCAGAAAUAUAGCAAUAUAUAUUUAGAUAAUCAUCGAUGAACAGACGCAGUAUUUUUUCAUAAUCGAUUUCAACUUACCCACAUAUAUAUUUACAAGUUAUUUAUACACAAUGUCUUCGGUAAAUAGUGUUGAAUCUUUAGGAACCCUUCAGUGGGACAUGCUUGAGCUUGCUGGGCAUUUGCAUCAGGAAAGACUUUUUGUGAGUUCAGAGCAACAAAAUUUACAACUUUUAAAUGAAAAGGUAUUGAGCUUAUCAUCAGAUUUAGCACAACAGGCAUGGAUAACCGCUCAGCAGAGGGUUAAUUUGAAUCGUCUGAUAGUGUCAAGGCCUGAUUGUACACCAGCUUCCUGCUGUCAGAGAGCAAAUAUUUUAGAAAAUUCCCGGUUUAUUGAUGCAUUUAAGCAAUUGCCCUACCAGUCAUGUAUAGCAUAUGGCGAAUUUUUGUCUUCGCUGAGAAAAUCGCCAAAACUGCUUGCCUCCUGCCUGGUGGAAGGCGACAAAAUCGUUCCAGAAAUGAUGCAAAACGUGAUACAGUCCCUCGCGAGUGGACUGUAUGGCAGUUGCCUUUUACCUGAGGACAAAAUUCUCGUUUUAAAACUCCUGCGCCAUCUCAUUCUUUUGCAAAUCGUCCCUUCUGAUAAUCCAAGACGAUUGCUAAGGCAUGGCACGUGUGCCUUUUCACGUUUCUACUCGGUUUUUCACGAGAGCCUCUUUUCUGCUAAGUUAUUUUUGACUGCUGCUUUGAAUGGACCCAUUAUGCAGCUGCUGAUAGAGGAUGAGAUGUUUCUUGAUAUUGAUCCAGAUAAAGCGCCGAUUCGGUUCCCACCUUGCGAGAGACUGAAAAAAUUUGGCAAGGAAGGUACCGUUGAGUAUCAAACUAAAUUGCAGAGAUAUAGAGUCUGGACGGUCAACUCAUUGGUACGCAUAGCUCAGCGCUUCAUUAUCAGUAUUCGCGAGAAUAUGCACUGCUUUCCAACGUGUGUGUAUUGGCUAGUGCGCCAGAUGGCCGGUCUGUUGAGUAAAAACGGCCAGGUUGAUUCAAAAGAAAUCCAUACAAUGUGUACGGACCUCGUGUUCACGUAUUUCAUAUGUCCAGCCAUAGUAAAUCCUGAACCCUAUGGGAUCACUGAUGCUCCCAUUAGUUACGUAGCUCGCUUCAACCUUAUGCAAAUUGGUCAGAUAUUACAAAUGCUCUCGCUGAUAAAAUAUCAAAACAUCGACCCUAAAGUAGCGGAUCUCUAUCGAAGAUUCGAAAAGGACUCGGUGUCUUCAAUAUUAGAAACUAUGUUGGAUGGCGCAAUGGAAGAGCUAGAGGAAGAGCCUAGCGUCAUCGAGGCUAACAAGUUACAGGGAUUAUCGCGUUCUGCUGCCCUUUUCACCGAAAACGAGCUCACUAAUCUCGUUAAUUUGCUCCAAUCGGUUAAUAGUGUCGCCCAGUCUGUGGCAGAGGCGAGCGCAAUGGAAGACGGAGAGGUACCACCAACUGUAACACCAGCAUUUGAUCACAAGCAGCUCAAUGAUAUGUUGUCUCAGUUACCUUCCGCUGUCCUCAAUGCUAAUAAGACAACGAACAGUAAUUCUUCGUCAGAAACGCCAAACAAAAAAAGCAGUCUGUUGGGCAAAGCAGGUAAAACUCGAGGAAAUCGAAACUCUGGCAGCAAUUGUGUUUCCGAUGUUGGCGAUGAAGCUAAUGGUGCUUCUGGUCCUGAGGAUGAUCCAUCUGAGAAAAUGCCCCUCGGUGUCUUGAUUAUCCCUUUUAACUCAAGUAUCGGCGAAUCUGUGGGAUUAUUAAGUGAACAAAAGGUUUUGUGCAUGCAGAGGAAUAUUGAUUCCAAUUCUAUGACAAUAAAUCUUCCUGGAGAAUUGGCCAAUGGACACAGCGGUGGAGCAGAAGGUAGUAGCGACAGGAUUGAGACUCAAGAAAAAAGAACACGCUUUUCUCUCUCCCACGACGAAGUUUUGUUUGAGGGAUCUAUUGGUAAUACAUCAGAUAAUUUAGAAGCCGUGUCUGAAGCGGCAUCUAAUCACAGCGUAGCUUCGUCAUUGGAACUUGAGACAGAAGAUCAAAACGAUAAUCUGUCGGACAUGGUUUCUGCGAAUGUGUCGGGUAGAGGAACACCAAAUAUUUCGGGUCGAGAUACCCCAUCCUCUCAAAUUACGGAAGGCGAUGAUGGUCGGGGAGGUGGUGAAAAUCGACAGCACGAUUUGCCGACACCCUCUAUCGCCACGAAACAAAGUCGUUCCGAAAUCGACGAUAAGUUUUGUAAAUUUGAAAUAAAAAAACUAAUGGAAGGAGACGAAACGAUAUCGCUAGUGUCGGAUACUUGGUCUACUGACGUACUAGCUUCAGAUAGCGAGCUUGUAGAACAACAAGAACGGUUCGCCUUUCUUCCGCCCGCAGAACAGCCAGCACCACCUCCACUGCCUCCGGAAAAUCCGCAAGCAAAUUUUGACGUCAGCGAGACGGCUUCGGAAGCCUGGAGUACUGAUGUUUUAGCUAGCGACUCGGAGAGAAUGACGGAGGUUGACACCGAUGAUACUGCUAGUGUUGCAAGGUCCGACGAUACAGCAAGAUCGGAAAUCGAAAGUCGAGGGGAGCCAGAGGGAGGAGAGGACACACCACCACCUGUGAACCAGCUUUUGGACAAUGCGAGCAAUUUCUUCCGGCCCAUUCGAGACGAGACGUCAAAUCGUUCGGUUGCGACGUUGCCCUCGUCGCCGACAACACCACUCUCGCCGUCCUCGUCUAACGUAACGGGCCGUGGUGGCACUAGAUCGGACUACCGUCGCAGUACGAGGGAAUACGUGGACAACAACGCCAACAGCCUGAGCAACGCCAUGUGCUUCGACAAGUCGAUUGGUGAGGAUCGGUUGGUCCAACUGAUUGAUAAGUUGCAAACCGACUGUGCCAAAUGCAACGACGGCUCCGAAGUUGGCGCUGCCGUGGCUGGAAAUCACAUCGGUGCUGCUGCCGUGGCGCCCGCCCUCCUGCUGGCUAAUCACAUCAACGCUCCGACCUCGUCGUCGAGUCCGAAGCUGCCUAAUGGUGACGUUAAGAUGGGCCUGGAUGACAUGAUGUCCAAUAACGUCGAUGUCGUCGUUCGUCUAAGCACCGUGAGUUUGACCUCGAGCAGUAGCUCGGGCUCCGAGCCUCGUAUCGUCAAAACAACCAAUUCCUCGAUCGACGUCGCCGGAGCAGUCAAUGGACUAAACAAUAACAACAGUAAUGCCUGUUGCGGUGACGUCACAGACAGCGCGAGCCCUACGAGUAGUUUCUGCAAGCCUUUAAGCUCCACGGGCGCCAUACCUAAAAGCAUCAGCUUUGAUAUGACGGCGGAACGUGGCGAUAAGGAACUAUUGGAUGACGAGCAAAAGGCUAAGCGCGGUUUCUUCAAUAAGCUGAAACAGUCUCUUGGAAGAAAUCGUCGGGGCAAGUCACUCCGUGGCUCGGAUGAGCUGGCCCGAUGUUACGACCGAGGUCUGUCGGACUCUGGAAAUGAGUUUGGAGGGUCUGGUGGGAGUGAUGGUAGACACAGGCUUAGGAGGAUCAUGUCUGAAGAUACCACGUCCACAUGCAGCAUAAACAGCGAUACAACAGAUGACAUAUUAGCCAAGUACAGAAGAAAGCCAAGUACUAACAGCGAUACAGCGUCGGUAGAAAGUUCACAGUCGCGAACCAAGGAGAUCGAGGAUGAGAGGCUUUUUAUUGAUCCAAACAAUGUCGAGCUGUCGUUCGCUUUCACCGAUGCUAAGAGAAAGCUUCGAAUGGUUCUCAGCACGGCAGAUUUGCAACAUGUACCGUGGUCUAACGUCUCUGAGAGAAAUUCAUGGAUGCAAAAAGAGAAUGAAUUGAUUGCCUUUCUCCAACUUCAGCUGGCUGAGGCCAUAAACUUGCAAGAUCGAGCGUUGAUCGCUCACUUGCACGAGACACUUCGCUGCGUUAGAUUAUUUAACGAGGAUGGUUGUAGAAAAUUAUUCAAGUCUCUUGGAGAUGAUUAUCAAAAGCGCUCGCCGUACAUUGCUUAUUUGAUUAGAUGUCGGCAAGGCCUUCUGUCCACGACUGCACAUUUGGAAAAAUUAGGGGAACGAGUUAAGUGUGAUCGUGAUGCUGUAAAUAGUCAUCUGGUGUAUGUGUGCGUCAGAGUGUUCUUGGAAAAGCGAGAAAUGCAUGUGCAAAGGUUCAAUGAGGAAUUCAAAAAAUUAACUGUGGCUGAUGAAAAACAAGAUUUGGUUGAUACUUUUUUGAACAAAUUACACAAAGAGAUGGAAAACGAUCUAAUAUGGCAAACUGCAAGUUUGAAUCAUCUAGAAUUGGCUCGAAUAGUAGUAGAGCGCACACUCAUGGCUUUGGUUUACCAAAACGCCCUGUUCCCGAACGGCGACGGUGACAUUCAUCGUGACCAUGUAUUUCACGAUCAUAUAAAAAAACUCGCCAAGAUCGUCACUCCAAACCAUAAGGAUUUGCGUAUACCCAAAAUCUAUCAUUACGAGUGCCCCUGGCCUUGGGCCCAGGCUGAACUUGGUGUCAUCUCGGCUUACAAAACUCCCCGUGAUAAGCUUCAGUGUGUUUUGCGUUGUGCCACCACUAUUAUGAAUCUCUUGUCUAUGGCUUCGGAACGAGGUAUACCUGCUGCAGACGACCUUAUUCCAGUACUCGUCUAUGUGAUUAUCAAGACAAAUCCCCCAGCGUUAUUGUCAACAAUACAGUAUGUUAAUAGUUUCUAUGGAAAUCAAUUAGAGGGAGAGGAGCAGUAUUGGUGGACUCAAUUCUGCUCGGCAGUUGAGUUCAUCAAAACUAUGGAUUAACAUUUUUUAUUAUAAUUAUAAAUAUGAAAAAUUAUGAAAAUCAACAUUAUUGUCAUUAGAAUUUUCAAGGAUGAAUAUAAUUAUUACAAAAAGCAAUCUGAGCAUUUGCAUUUUUGCAAUGCGCCAAAGCGCGAUGAUAGCUUCAUGAUGAAGGUAUAAAUUAUGUAAAAAAUAUCUAGUGAAUGUAUACUUUAUUUAAAAAAAAAAUUUUUAAUAUUUUUUUGUCAGUAGCUCGCAAAGUAAUAUUUAUAUUUGUUUUCUGUUUUUGUAAUUAGCUUUUAAAUAUUGUAUAUUGUAAAGGAAGUGUACCAGAAAUAAUCAACGAAGUCGAGUAGCGAAAAUUUUUGUGACGGUGCUGUGAAAUUUUUUUAUCAAAAUAGUAAGAAAAGGAGAAAAGAAUAUUAUAACAAUAGCGAUAUAGAAGAGGCAACAGGGAAUAAAUUUAUUUAAUUCAAAGCUUACUACAAACGGUUAAUGCUAUUAAUACUAGUAUAGCAAUAAAUAGAUUUGUGCAGUAUUCUACUUGUGAAGUAUGAUAUAAAAAAAUUUUAAUCAAUCAAAUUUAAAAAAUUGUCAUUACAGCAUUUGUUUUAUUUUUCAAACUGAA
Copidosoma floridanum is the source of this 5937-nucleotide messenger RNA. RefSeq names its product GTPase activating protein and VPS9 domains 1 (gene Gapvd1). Gene Ontology annotation, biological process: vesicle-mediated transport; regulation of GTPase activity. Gene Ontology annotation, molecular function: small GTPase binding; guanyl-nucleotide exchange factor activity. NCBI's taxonomy places the organism in Eukaryota, Metazoa, Arthropoda, Insecta, Hymenoptera, Encyrtidae. Gene Ontology annotation, cellular component: endocytic vesicle; cytosol. The record is from RefSeq and is a predicted model, not a curated record.